AUGGCCGCCGCCGAAGAAGCUCCACACGGGAUGGCCCCCUGCCUCCUGCUCGUGGCCGCCGGGGCAAAUGCCGGCCAUACCCGAGGGGUUGGGGCAGGAGCUGCCGCGCCUGAUGGGCACAAGGCGCCACAACCACAAGACCAAGGCCAAGAACAAACGGAGAGGGACGAACCACCCGCCGGGCCGACCAGCGUGCACGGCCUCCCCGACGAGCUCCUCGUCCGCGUCCUCCUUCACCUCGGCACAUCGCUCCACCUCGUCCACGCUGCAGCAACGUGCAGGCGCUGGCGCCGCGCCGUCGCCGACGCAGGCUUCCUCGCCCGCUUCCGCUCCCUCCACGGCGUCCCAAGCGUCGCCGGCCACUACUACGUUACGGAGACGCUGCACCCCAACUCGAGGGACCCGUGGCGGCGUCAGGUACCGGAGAAGAUGACGGCCACCUUCGUGCCCGUGUCGCCGGCCGUCGUUGACGCUUCCCACUUCUCGCUCGACUUCCUCUACGUUCCUCCUGUCGACGGCAACCGCCCGCGCUACUCAUACCGAAGCGCCAGGCGUGUACGGCACAGCCGGAGCAGGGAGAUCAUCGACAGCCGCGGUAGCCUCCUCCUCCUGACCAACGGUAUAUCGGAAGGGCGGUAUUGGUCGCCGGACUUCAUCGUCUGUGAGCCCCUGACACGGCGGUGCCAGGGGAUCGCGCGUCCGUCUAUCCUGAGCCGUCUCCAUUUCCUCGGCGGCUUCCUGCUCGACGGCAGCGGCAGCGGUGGCUGCCGUGACGCCAUGUCAAACUUCAGGGUGCUCUCCGUCCUCUACAAACAAGAAGGGUCAUUCGGCACGCCACGGGCGUGUGUGUUCAGCCCAGGCAGCGACGGCGGAUGGCACUUUUGUUGGCACCCAAUAAUGAACGACGACGACGACGACGACGACAACGACGACGACAUCGAGCUCCCCACCAUUGACAAGAUCCACCUCGCCGGGCGUGCUGCCGGGAGAAUCUACUGGGGGAUCGAGACCGGCACCGUGCUCGUCCUCGACGAGAGCACGCUCAUGUUCUCGGUCCUCACGUUGCCGGAGCAAAUGCGGUGGCCGUAUCGGAGGACCAGCUUCCGUGUCGUCGGUGGCGUGGACGGCGACAUGGUGCGCAUCGUGCGCUUGGACGGCCAGGACCUUGUGGUCUACGGGCAGAUCCUGGGCUCUGGCCAGUGGGUGGUCGAGAAGAGUGUCCGGCUGAGAGACACGGCGGCCGGAUUGCCGGGUUGGAGAGAUAGUUUCUCGGUCCAGCCGGCGAGGAUCGUUGCCGCGGGCGACACGUUCGUGGUGUUGACGCGAACGGAGAAGACCUGGCUCUUCUCUGUGGACCUGGAGACCAUGGAGGCGGAACGCCGGCACGAGAGGAACCGGCACGCCGGCCCGGCUUACCCGUGUUCACUGCCGUGGCCUCCUGUUCUGCAAGCUGGCUUAAGUCAGGGUGACAUUGUUGUUCGUAAGAGGAGUCAACGCCGCAAUGGCUGA
Setaria italica (foxtail millet) is the source of this 1509-nucleotide messenger RNA. RefSeq lists its product as uncharacterized. Gene Ontology annotation, molecular function: protein binding. The coding region runs from base 1 to 1509 and encodes 502 amino acids. The transcript is spliced from 2 exons. The record is from RefSeq and is a predicted model, not a curated record. NCBI's taxonomy places the organism in Eukaryota, Viridiplantae, Streptophyta, Magnoliopsida, Poales, Poaceae.